AUAGUGAAUUUACAUAUACAGAGUAAAGGUUGAAUAUAUAUACUAAGCUACAUCAAACACAUGUAUCUGGUUUCUAUGUGUUAUCAGUGGGCAGAUUGGACAUGCUGAUGAAAGCAGAGUGAAGUCAACACACUGGGAUAAUAACACGUUUUCAUUGAUGUUUCAUUAAGAAAUACCACAAGAAAGAAGAAGAACUGUAGGAAUAAAAUAACUUCUGUCUUUAUUUCUUCUCCUUUUAUAGGGAGGACUUCUGGCCCCAUGAACCUGAUCCUUUCUCCAGCAGGCACCACCACUUUCACCAUGAUCCUUUCUCCUCCAGGGGGGACUUCUGGCCCCAUGAACCUGGAACUCACAUCUUCUGCAGGAUUCAGAAGAUGAGUGAAGAUCCUCCUGCAAAGAGACGUGAGAUCAGGAUGUUGAAGUUAAAGGAAGAAUAUAUGGCUUUCAGACGGCACCGCCUCUCAUCCCUUGAACCUGAUCCUAACAUCUCCAGGACUGAGGAGAAACGAAAAGAUUCUGCUAAGGAACGUGAGAUCAGGACGUUGAAGUUAAUGGAAGAAUAUAUGGCUUUCAGACGGCAGAUCGUCUCGCCCCUUGAACCUGAUCCUAACAUCUCCAGUGAGGUUCCACAGCCGCCUGAACCUCCAGCUGUGCCUUUCACCUGUCUGUCAACGCUCCAUCUCUGCAGGACUGAGGAGAAGAGAGAAGAUCCUGCAAAGAGACGUGAGAUCAUGGAGUCAAUGGAAGAAUCUAUUGCUUUCAUACGGCAGCGCCUCUCGCCCCCUGACCAUGGACCUAACAUCGCCAGCAGGACUGAGGAGGAAACAGAAGAAUCUCGUGCAAAGAGACGUGUGCUCAGGAAGUUGGAGUCAAUGGAAGAAUCGAUUGCUCUCAUACGGGAGGACCUCUUGUCCUGUGGACUUGGACCUUUCUUCUCCAGUCCUGAGAAGAUGAGAGAAGAUUCUCCUGCAUCGAGCUGUGUGUCCAUGAUGAGUGCUCGCUCCAUGGAUUUCCCUUUUUCUUUCAAACAGUGGCAGCGCCUCUUGGACUAUUUACGUACGUUCAGCAUGCUCUCCAGAUAUAAAUCCAAUCCUGAGAAGAUGAGAGAAGGUUCUCCUGCAUCGAGCUCUGGGUCCACGAAGAGUGCUCGCUCCAUGGAUUUCCCUUUUUCUUUCAAAAGGGCUGAGGAGGAGAGAGAAGAUUCUCCUGCAUUAGAACGUGAGAUCAGGAAGAUAGAGCAAGAACAUUUGGCUCUCAGACGGAGACAGCGCCCCUUGGACUAUUUACCUACACAUCUCAGCAUGCUCUCCAGUCCUGAGAAGAUGAGAGAAGGUUCUCCUGCAUCGAGCUCUGGGUCCAUGAUGAGUGCUCGCUCCAUGGAUUUCCCUUUUUCUUUCAAACAGUGGCAGCGCCUCUUGGACUAUUUACGUACGUUCAGCAUGCUCUACAGUCAACGCAGAUAUAAAUCCAAUCCUGAGAAGAUGAGAGCAGAUUCUCCUUCGAGCUGUGGGUCCACGAAGAGUGCUCGCUCCAUGGAUUUCCCUUUUUCUUUCAAAAGGUCUGAGGAGGAGAGAGAAGAUUAUCCUGCAUUAGAACGUGAGAUCAGGAAGAUACAGUGGAACCUCUGGUCCCAUGACCAUGGUCCUUUCUCCCCCAGUGAACGCAGCUUUGGCUCCAGUACUGAGGAGGAAAGAGCAGGUUCUCCUACACCGAGCUGUGAGUCCAUGAUGAGUGACGGCUCCAUGUUUCUUUCUAGCGAGAUCCAGGGAUAGAUGCAGGACCUGGACGGACCUGGACGGACCUGGAGAGACCUGGAGAGACCUGGAGAGACCUGGACUCCAUGGUCUCGGUUAUUUUUAUUAUUACAUUCAUUUUAUAAAGCUUAGCUACUUUGCAGCAUCAGAGCUGGUGAUGGAGAUCUUCUAGCAGACGCCAGCAGACCUCCUUCAGCGGUACGAAUCCAGCAGACCCCUCAGGUCUUCAGGCCGGCUCACUGUUCCAUUUGUGAGAUCAAAGCGUGGGCAAGCAGCUUUCUGCAUGUAUGCUCCUAAUGCAUGGAACAAACUCCCAGAACAUCUGAGAAUGGUUAGCACUUUAUAAUCAUUAAAAUCAGGUCUAAAAACAUUUCUUUUUAACAUGGCUUUUUAAUUUUCUAUUUUUUGAACUGUUAAACAUGU
Molecule: messenger RNA, 2177 nt
Organism: Trematomus bernacchii (emerald rockcod)
Lineage: Eukaryota; Metazoa; Chordata; Actinopteri; Perciformes; Nototheniidae
Exons: 23
Coding region: 375-1772 (465 amino acids)
Source: RefSeq, a predicted model, not a curated record